Messenger RNA from Diachasmimorpha longicaudata, 8691 nucleotides. RefSeq names its product Na[+]-driven anion exchanger 1 (gene Ndae1). Gene Ontology annotation, cellular component: plasma membrane. The record is from RefSeq and is a predicted model, not a curated record. The coding region runs from base 3404 to 7036 and encodes 1210 amino acids. The transcript is spliced from 21 exons. Gene Ontology annotation, molecular function: monoatomic anion transmembrane transporter activity; sodium:bicarbonate symporter activity; solute:inorganic anion antiporter activity. Gene Ontology annotation, biological process: bicarbonate transport; regulation of intracellular pH; monoatomic anion transport. Lineage: Eukaryota; Metazoa; Arthropoda; Insecta; Hymenoptera; Braconidae.
UGCGAGUAAUUCAUUAAUAACAGCGGAACCCUCGAUUUUAUCAGCGAAUUAAUUGCUCAAUUAAUGUGCCAUUACACUGAUUAAUGAGCCCUGAUAAAUUAGCAAAAUACGAUCGGCGUUAGUUCGAUUGUUGUCGUCGACUCAGGGAUUAAACAAAUGAUUUCUCCUGUUGUUGAUAUAAAUUAAAUUUCAGGUGUCAGUGAGACGUCAGGAAAAUUUCCAAAUUAAUUUAUUUAAUUGUCACAAAUGACCGGGAAUAUUUUAUUUACCGCGUGUGGAGUUCAAUGUUCCCCUGGUUAUGCUCAAUGGCAGAAUGUGAAUUUUGCAUUAUUCAUUGCGUGUAAAGAUUAUUCUGAAGUGUUUUGUAACUAGUCACGUGAAAAAUAUUUCUCAAUUUUUUUGAAAUAUCAUGUGACGCGGAAUUUACAUUUAAACGAGUCGUUUCGCUCCUGUGGUUUUGGGGAGUGGGCGGAAGGUUUUUUUCAACGGAAAAAUAAUUAAUUAUUAUUAAAAUGGACGGUGGGGCAAAACAGACGAGUUUUCUGAUGUUUAAAUUGAAUUUUUCCAAAAGAUUUUUCAAUUUUUGAUAUAUCACCGGGAAAAAAAUAGGUUCGCGGUCAUUUUAAUGCUGUCAAACACUUCCGGACCCCGAUAACAUGAUAACAUACAUCGUAAUGACAUAUUUUUAUGUACAAAGGAUGGUUUACUGUCAAGGAAAUUCCCCAGAUAAUCGAAACUCACGUUAAAUACGAGCUGAGAAAUUGAGCCCUGUAAUUACCUCAUUACCGGAUAUUGUCGGGUUCAAAGUGAGAGUGAUUGGGGGUACCACCACAAGACAGUCAUAAUUGGAAUCAAGCUAUGAUUAAUUCGGUGUACAUGACAGCUUUAGAGCCAUUUAAUUUCCAGUCCGGAGACACAAUAGAAAACGCGGGGGAAAUUUAUCAGGACAAUUCCGUUAUGUCUAUUAUAUCCUGUUGAUCCUUCAGUGCUCUACCCAGAACGAUAAAGUCAAUAAUUUAAGGGAAUUUUCCAUCACUCCCUCUUUAUUUCCCCCUCGCUAAUUAGUAUUCCGAGUAAAUUCUACUGGUGCCGAUCUAAUAUUACAUUCUAAGUCGAGCCCAAUGGUAAAACCACAAUUACUCAAUUCUCAAUGAUCCCUCGGGUCAUGUGCCCCGAUGUGGGUGAAGACGUGUUCCUGGGUAAAUGCAACAGGUAGUGCAGCUGUCUGGCCUUGCAUGGCGAAUAAGAUUGCACUCGGUGAGACUCGCGUGCACUGUAAAUUCCUGUUUUAUUCAAAAAGUGGAGAGAUAAUAUUGCAAAAGUAAAUAAUGGUCUGGGAAAAUGUCAGAGAAACUCAAAAUUACGAUGGAAAAUUCCCCGAUAUUCCCCCAACAGUUGACGCUCCUCCUCUUCUUUUCCCUCACCUCCAUUUUUUGUUCAUUGAUAACAACUAAUUAGUGGAAUAAUUUGAGUUCUCGUGGAGUUCCGGGAGUGCAGAAAGUGGAAGUUACUGGAGGGAGUCAUUAGAAAUCUGACUCACGCUGUCAAUUCGAUCUCUUAACGAAAUAUUUCCGCAUAUGAGCGGUGACGUGAUGAUUAGGGGGUGUGGGAGGUCACAUUGUCAUCCACUUGAAUUGAAAAAUGAUAUUGUCACAAGGGCUUCUCCAUUACGUUCAUCAAAUAAUUACAUUUCUUCAUCACCAUUCAAUUGACAUUCAGUUCUUCAAGUUCGAGUUGAGGUGGAAUAAAAAAAUUUGGUCACUGUGGAUUCAUCGAAGGAGAGCAUGCAAAGGAACGGAAGUGAAGUGGAAUAAAACGUGUCAAGACCCACAACUUCCUCAAGUUCUCAAGUGAAAAAAAACCUCUCGUAAAUAAGUUGAAAGUUUCUCCUCCACUUUAACGGAAAGAAAAUACACUUUCUCGAGGUAUUGAAAAGGAUAUCUGUUGUCACAAGGGCCUCCCCCUUGUGUUCUUCAAGUAAUGCCCCCGGUCGUCCCUUCCCGGGCCCUUAAUGUCCAUCGAAACGUCGCUGGAGGAGUGGAAUAAAAUGAAAACGUCUCGAAUAAUUUGAAACUUUCUCGUCCCCUUCGAUCGAAGGGAAUUCAAAGGGCUAUCCCUUUCGUACAGAAUCCCAGGGACUCAUCAGACUCUAGCCAUUCCAAUUAAUACUCUCUUGAUGAACACACAAUGUCACUGCCAUCCCUCCAACCCCUUAAUAGAAAUUGAUUUCAAUCCCACGUCGACGGUACCUGAUGAUACAACUCAAUCACAACUUCAUCAUCAUUACACGGAGUUGUACAUCGAAAAAUGAACGAUCGAUGACGAUUGAAUUGCCGUUCGGCUGAUUGUCAACAGCCACGUGAUUAUCAAACUGCUGUUUCAGUUUGAGUACAGAAUUGAGAGAGAUUCGCUGGCCCUUUCCGCUGACCUCUGACAAUUAAACAAUCGGGAUCGGAGAUUAUGAUGUCGACCCCACGUCAUUCUCUCCCCCCAGUCGUAGGGUACAGUCAUUAUUACUGCGGUAAUUAUUCAAUUGCUACCCGGCAGUCGUCAGGAACGUCAUGUGAUCUUGACCGCUGGCUCGUUACGAAAUGAUAACGACUCAAUUAAUUUCAGGGGAUUAAAUGUUUGUCUUGUUGCUUUUGACUUUGCAAAAUGCUGAUGACAGGAAAAUUGUCGUCAGUUUUUUGUGACAUUUGAAGCCCUAUUUUUUCGCAAUAAAAUUCUAUAGCCCACGCAAUUCUCGGAGGGCCGAAUCCAUUUACCGAAAGGACAUAUAAAUGUCUCACGAGAGCAAUUAUUAUUGCAAAAAAUUUUAUUUCCUGCUGACGACUUCCGUUUUUAUCCACAAAUAAACGGAAAUAAUAUUUGACGCCAGUAGAAAUUGUUUAGUUUUGCAAAUAAACAGUUCCCCAAUUUUCCAGGUAAUUUUCUGGAGAACAAAUUGCAUGUAAAUGUCUCACGAGGACAAUUACUUUAUUUUUGGGAACAAAUUUUCCCGGAAAAGUCGUAGCACAAGUUCUGCGAGAAUUUGAGUUUAAAAAAAUACUGGAAACGAAGAAAAUUUAUUAAAAUUCACCAAUUGUUAUUACAAAUCAAUGAGAAUUAAAUUCCGAUGAUUGAUAAGGUGAUUUCUCGGUCAGAAAGUCAUGAUCCCGGGUCAUGAGGAAUUUUUAUCGAGGUUGCAACCUCGUAAUCGACCUUCACCACUCGGUAUUUCAGCUGAUAAUCGCAGCGGAAGUGCAGUAGUUAUCAUGUUACGAUUAUUGCACUGACGAUUAUUCAUCGUCGGCAUCUUGUCUCGACUAUAAGAUCACUCCCAGCAGCUGCUGUUGCAUCACAAUCGGAAGAGCAAUCGGUCGGUUCGGUUGACGAUCCUGUGAUCGAUACUCCCGAACCGUGGAUGCAGCCCGGGGGUGGAGGUGGCGGUGGCCACGGAAAAGCCAUCAAUCCCGGGGAUGAUGAAGCGCCCAAGGACCCGGGUGCACGCAUCACACAUCAGUCCUUCUCGGAGAAGGAUUACGAAGGACACAGGGCGCACACUGUCUAUGUGGGUGUUCAUCUCCCAGGUGAAAAACGACAUCGUCGGCAUCACAAACACCACCACCCACGUCAACCCGAUAGCAAAGAGGAAUCCGAGAAUGAGCGACCCAGGCCAUUGAUGAUGGCGAGAAGGGGUAGUCGACUAGCUAGCAUCUGUGACCCCGAUGGCGAGACUAUAUUCACUCCACCGGCACAAAGGGUGCAAUUUAUCCUGGGUGAAGAGGUUGGAGAUGAUGCCCACGAGUCUCAUCCCCUUUUCUCGGAAAUGGAGGAGCUCGUCAAGGAUGGAGACGAGAUGGAGUGGAAGGAAACAGCCCGUUGGAUAAAGUUCGAGGAGGACGUUGAAGAGGGUGGAAACCGCUGGAGCAAACCGCACGUUGCAACGUUAUCACUCCACUCGUUAUUCGAGCUGAGAAGUCUUCUGCUCAAUGGGACAGUUAUGCUCGACAUGGAGGCGAGCAGUCUCGAGCAAAUUGCCGAUCUAGUUCUCGAUAACAUGAUCAGCAAGGGUGUUCUCCCAAUCGAUACUCGCGAGAAGGUGAGGGAGGCACUGCUGGUGCGACAUCGGCAUCAGCACGAGCGCCGGAAGGAUACCAACAUGUCGCGUUUGCCCAUCAUCAGGUCAUUAGCGGACAUCGGAAGAAAUCACUCGUCUUCGAAGAAUUGUGACUUUACAUGUGGUAUGCGUGGCUUGUUGAGAUCAGAUUUACAGGCACGUCCCAGUGAUGCAUAUUCACCAGCUGUGCCACGCAGUACAAGCUGUCCAAAUCCAAAUACAGCACUUAUAUCGAAAGACUCGAAAGACCUAAAAGGGCCGUAUCUCCUUGUACCAGGUCAAGAGCCAACGAUAGAUCGAAGUCCCAGCAGCAUAUCGAUAAGCAGAAAUCACAGUUCCGGAGGUUUAGACAACGGGGACGGUAAUCACAAGGUAAAUACCCAUUUUAUGCGGAAGAUCCCGGCAGGUGCCGAAGCAAGUAAUAUUCUAGUCGGGGAAGUUGAUUUCCUGGAGAAAACACUACCGGCUUUUAUCCGCCUCAGCCAGGCCAAUAUGAUGGGAGAUUUAACGGAAGUACCAGUGCCCACGAGAUUCAUUUUCAUUCUUCUCGGGCCGAUGGGUGGGAUUUCCGGUUUUCAUGAGAUCGGAAGGGCCAUGGCGACCCUCAUGUCCGACGAGGUCUUCCACGAUGUCGCCUACAAAGCGAAGAAUAGAAAUCAUUUAUUGGCGGGGAUCGACGAAUUUUUGGAUGCCGUCACUGUCCUGCCACCUGGGGAGUGGGACCCGACGAUAAGAAUAGAACCACCUGCAGCUAUUCCCUCGCAGGACACGAGAAAAAGACCGAAAGAAGAGAAACCUAAAGAGGAGGUGGACGAAGAGGCUGACGAACAAAAGCUCCGGGAGGAGUCGGGAUUAUCGAGAACGGGGAGAUUAUUCGGUGGGCUCAUCAACGAUAUUAAGAGAAAAGCUCCGUUCUACUUUUCCGAUUUCAAGGAUGCAAUGGCCCUUCAGUGCAUCGCAUCCUUUAUUUUUCUGUACUUCGCUUGUCUCUCGCCCAUAAUCACCUUUGGAGGUCUCCUCAGUGAAGCUACCGGUAAGAACAUGGCGGCCAUGGAAUCUCUAGUGUCUGGUUUCGUCUGUGGAGUGGGUUACGGUUUUUUCUCCGGUCAACCACUCACUAUUCUUGGUUCAACGGGGCCUGUCCUCGUCUUCGAGACGAUAGUCUUCGAAUUUUGCAAAAAAACCGCCUGGAACUACAUGUCCUUCCGGUUCUGGAUCGGCUCCUGGAUCGCUGGUAUUCUCAUAGUGCUCGUGGCCAUCGAUGCCAGCGCUUUCGUGUGCUACAUAACGAGAUUCACCGAAGAGAAUUUUGCUACUUUAAUAGCCUUCAUCUUCAUCUACAAAGCAGUGGAGAACGUCUUCGCUAUUGGGAAGAAGUAUCCCCUGGAUACCCAUGGACAUGAACUCCUGGACAUUAAUUGCAUGUGCAAACCGCCUAAUAGUUCAUUAACAUUGCCGGGGAGCUACAGCAGUGUUAAUUGGACUUCUCUGGACAAAGUUUCCUGUCAGAAUUUGAACGGUACCUUAACAGGGGAGGGAUGCUUAACGCCUGAUUACGUGCCCGAUGUGUUCCUGAUGUCAAUUAUACUUUUCAUGGGGACAUUUUUGCUGUCAGUCGAACUCAAGGACUUCAAAAAUGCCCUUUUCUUCCCAUCAAAGGUGAGACAAAUCGUAAGUGACUUCGCAGUGAUAAUCGCGAUAUUUUCAAUGUCAAUACUCGAUUACUACACGGGAAUCGCAACUCCAAAGCUCGAAGUGCCGAGUGAAUUCAAGCCAACCCUCGAGGGACGGGGUUGGAUAAUCUGGCCGUUCCAGGAAAAUCCUUGGUGGAGUGCCAUUGUCGCGUGCUUACCCGCACUACUGGGAACAAUUUUAAUUUUCAUGGAUCAACAGAUAACUGCGGUUAUCGUCAACCGAAAAGAAAAUAAACUGAAGAAAGGCUGUGGCUAUCACCUCGAUCUUUUCGUCCUGGCGAUACUGAUUGAAAUCUGCUCAGUAAUGGGAUUACCCUGGUUCGUAGCAGCCACCGUCCUGUCAAUAAAUCACGUUAAUUCGCUCAAACUCGAGUCCGAGUGUGCAGCACCUGGUGAAAAGCCCCAAUUUCUGGGGGUCCGGGAACAGCGUGUCACCCACAUAUUGAUAUUCCUCAUGAUUGGUUGCUCUGUUUUACUCACACCGAUGCUCAGCCACAUUCCAAUGCCAGUACUAUUUGGGGUAUUUCUGUACAUGGGCGUUGCGUCACUCAAGGGCCUCCAAUUCUUCGAUAGAAUACUCAUCAUGCUCAUGCCUGUCAAAUAUCAACCUGACUACAUGUUCCUACGUCAGGUCCCCCUGAAGCGAGUUCACAUGUUCACGUUAAUUCAGAUAACUUGUCUUGCCUGUCUCUGGACGAUAAAAUCGUUUAGCAGCACCUCAAUCUUAUUCCCGUUAAUGUUGGUGGUAAUGAUUGGUAUUCGUAAAUCAUUGGAUCUACUUUUCACUCGUCGUGAGCUGAAGAUUCUCGAUGAUGUUAUGCCAGAGUCAACCAAGAAGCACGCCGAUGAUCUGCGUCAGUUGGAGAGCGGCGAGGAGCAGCAGGAAACGUCGGAUUACGGUGAUACCAGUAACCUCCAGAUAUCAUUGGCAAAUGGUAAUGUCAUGAAGAUACCUUUGACCAGCAUCAAUAUCAGCGAGGAAGUCAAUAAAAGUGGAAUUUGGAAGCAAGUUAACGAUGUCAAUUCAACAGAGAAGAAACAACCGAAGAUGAUCAAUCUGGGAAAGCAGAAGAAGCCAUUCAAGAGAGAGGGAAGUCCUGUGGAUGAGACAACACGAUUGACCACAAUGACCGAGGAGGAUGAGGAUGACUGCGGUAUAUCUAUCAAGGUCGAUCUUAUUCGCGCUAAGGAACCCGGAUCUUUUAAACCAAACGGCACCACCUCCGCUGAAACAUCAGUUUGAAGAGUCUUGAGACAGUUUGACAGGAACUCUGGAAGAUAGUCUUCCUGCAUUGACACUCAUUGAAUCAAUUAAUUAGAUAAUCAGGGAAUGUCAGUGUAAAUGUCGUCUGCGUCGUGUUUUGCUCACGAAAAACUGCACUCACAAUUGCAUCAGCUCAUUAAUUCUUUCUGACGCACAUUGUAUCUUCUGAUCAGCAGAUGGAACAACAGAAUCCAAGUAUUACAUGCUAAUUAAUACGAUUGUGAUGAUUAAAUAACGUGAGUCGAUUUAGUAUUACUCGAUUAAAAGAAUUUUCUCGAAACUUGAUUUUUUUCACAAAAAAUGGAAAGGGGUUAGGGGUGCGUCGACACCCGGAGAAUGAUGAUUUUUCCCAUAAAACAUGUAAAUUACCAAAAAAACAUGUUCUUGCUUCCUUUAUAUACAAUAAAAUUGCAAUGAACUUUGUCUGCGCCGGGUGGCGCAGGCGGUAGAGACCCUCUGACCCUUUAAGAAUUCACGCUCGGGGUUCGAUUCCCCUCAACUCCAAUUUUUUUUUUUCUGAAAAAAUGGUUUAAAAAUUUUUUUUUUUGCUUCUGGGCCUUGGGGGCACCCAGGGGAACCUCCAACGCCAGGAAAUUCCCCCCCGGACGCGUAGAUCACCCCCCAGGCGCUAUAAAAGGUAGAAAAAAAUAAAAAGACCGGGGUAAAACUUGUAAUUUUUGUAAGAAAAAAAUAAAAGGAUUUUUUCUCACUCCGUACCAUCCCUAGGGGUGCGUAGGCACCCAGGGGAUGAUGAUUUUCCCCAUAAAACAUGUAAAUUACCAAAAAAACAUGUUCUUGCUUCCUUUAUAUACAAUAAAAUUGCAAUGAACUUUGUCUGCGCCGGGUGGCGCAGGCGGUAGAGACCCUCUGACCCUUUAAGAAUUCACGCUCGGGGUUCGAUUCCCCUCAACCACAAUUUUUUUUUUUCUGAAAAAAUGGUUUAAAAAUUUUUUUUUUUGCUUCUGGGCCUUGGGGGCACCCAGGGGAACCUCCAACGCCAGGAAAUUCCCCCCCCGGACGCGUGGAUCACCCCCCAGGCGCCGUAAUAGGUACAAAAAAGAGAAAAACCGGCGUAAGACCUGUAAUUUCACUAGGAAAAAAAAGAAAAUAUUCUUUCUCACUCCUUGACAUCCCUAGGGAAACGUAGACACCCGGGGAAUGACGAUUUUUGCAAUAAAACAUGCAAAUCACCAAAAAAAUGCUCCUUCUUCCUUUAUAUAUAAUAAAAUUGCAGCAAGAUUAGCUUGCGCCGAGUGGCGCAGGCGGUAGAGUCCCGGCCUGUCAAAUAAUUGACUGGGGUUCGAAACUCCGUUUUUUAAUUUUUUUUUUUAACGGUUUUUCAGUAACCACUUUCGCAUUAAGAAAAUUUCCAUUGAUCUAGUUUUUGAUAGUCAAUGAGUCUAUGUUCUUCGACGUUUGGCAUCUGAUUCGUCCUGUGGACACAUUUCGGGGAGACAUGUGGUGAGUGUUGCUAGAGAUAAUUUUUUUAAUAAAUAAAUUCAUAUGAAAUGAGCCUACGUCGGUGCAACUCAGUCCGAGUGAUAUAUUAUUUUGCCACAUCUCAUGUCAGUGCCAUUGCGUAUGCAAACGGAUGUAUGUUGCAGUAUAUUAUAAAUAAAGAAUUAAUAAUAAAA